AUGGUGCUAGGAUAUUACCUGGAACGUGGGAUCCAUUCUAGGAUAUGGCGCAAAGUGAAGGGAAAUAGCAUGAAUAUAGUAAGCCUUUACAAUGAAUUACAUAUUUGUUUUGAGACCACAAAAUCAAAUGAAGCUGUGCUUCGGCAGAGUGUUAUUACUCUUCAGGAUCAGCUAUUUCAAAAAGAGCAAGAAAAUGCUAAAUUAAAAGAAAAACUUCAGGAAUCCCAAGGAACAACUUAUCCUUUACCUCAAGACAGUGAUUCAGACCACUCAGCAGAGGUAUCUCAACGGCCAUCCUUAUCGAGCUUAGAAACAUUAAUGGUCUCACAGAAGUCUGAAAUUGAGUAUUUACAGGAGAAACUGAAAAUAGCAAAUGAGAAACUGUCUGAGAACAUAUCUACUAACAAACAUUUUUUAGAGAAAAGCAUCAUGACAAGUGCUAAAGUAAAACAUAAGGAACCACCUGUGAAACAUUCAAGGUCUUUGUCCCCAACGAACUCUUUCACAGACUCAGAGGAGCUAAGGAAGCUGAGAGAAGCUGAAAGAAAGACUGAAAACUUAGAGAAGGCAGUACAACUAAAGGUGAACAUUAAAUCAUUUCUUUUGUAG
This is a messenger RNA of Nycticebus coucang (slow loris), 609 nucleotides long. RefSeq names its product centlein-like. Gene Ontology annotation, cellular component: centrosome; centriole. Bases 1 to 609 code for a protein of 202 amino acids. The transcript has 5 exons. The record is from RefSeq and is a predicted model, not a curated record. Gene Ontology annotation, biological process: centriole-centriole cohesion; protein localization to organelle. NCBI's taxonomy places the organism in Eukaryota, Metazoa, Chordata, Mammalia, Primates, Lorisidae.